GAAAAUGGGUAAAGAUGUGGAAUCGGGGUAAAAAAUUAAAAUCCUUUUAUAGUGUGUACAUGGUGUGUACAAGUGUGUGUACAAGAAGCAUUUUUGUUUUUCUUGUGGCUGCUGUUGUCUGGUGUUGACCUGUCUGCUUCUACUGGUCAGGUACUGAAAAAGCCCCAACCCUCUCAGCCUCUCAGGUACAGAGCUCAGACUGCCAAUCACCAUUGUCAUCUUCCUGUUUUACCCAAUUAUGAUUAAAAUUGCAGUUGCUGCAACAGUUGGUGCGCUGGGGUGGGCUUACCUGGCUCUACUUAAGCCUCCUCCUCCCAAAGUUUGUGGGUCACCAGGUGGUCCUCCAGUGACUUCUCCAAGGAUUAAGCUCAGUGAUGGGAGACAUCUAGCUUACAGAGAGAGGGGUGUGUCCAAAGAAAAAGCCAGAUACAAGAUCAUUAUUGUCCAUGGAUUUGAUAACUCUAAAGAUUUGGAGUUGCCUAUCUCACAAGAACUUAUAGAAGAGCUCCAAAUAUACCUCUUGUCAUAUGAUCGUGCAGGAUAUGGGGAGAGUGACCCAUAUCCGAGACGCACAGUGAAGAGUGAAGCAUUUGACAUUCAAGAGCUGGCCGAUGAGUUGAAAAUAGGACCUAAGUUUUAUGUGCUUGGCAUGUCAAUGGGAGCAUAUGUUGUUUACAGCUGCCUAAAGUAUAUACCCCACAGGUUGGCAGGAGCUUCACUUGUCGUUCCAUUUGUCCACUACUGGUGGUCUCGUUUUCCUCCUAAAAUAUUAAAAGGAGGCCUGGAGAAACACCUUUUACAUGACCAACGGACAUUUAGAGUGGCACAUUAUGCUCCGUGGCUGUUCCAUUGGUGGAUGACUCAAAAGUGGGUUCCUUCUUUAAGUAUGUUGCAAGGCAACAUGGGUGUUUUCUGUCCCAAAGACCUUGAAACUAUAAAACAGUUAAUGGACGCCCCUAAUGACAAUCAGGAACGAGUUAGGCAACAAGGAGUUUAUGAGUCCUUGUACAAAGACAUGAUAGUGGGUUUUGGAGAUUGGGGAUUCAGCCCACUAGAUUUAGCUAACCCAUUUCCCAACAAUGAGGGAUCUGUCCACAUUUGGCAAGGAGAAGAAGACAGGAUCAUCCCAUCAGCAAUCAAUCGCCAUAUAUCUGAAGAACUUUCAUGGAUUCGGUACCAUGAAGUUCCUACUGGAGGCCAUCUGAUCAUAUUUGACUCCGGUCUGUGUGAAUCCAUCUUCAGGACGCUUGUAGAGGCAUGAAAUGGGGGAGCAAUUCAAUUUAUGGAAGAUUCCCCAGAAAAAGUGCCAAGGAUGAAAAAGGCUCACCUCACUUGUAAAACUAUUUGGUUAGCUUAUUAGAGCUGAUUAUGAUGAUUUGUGAAUUACGCAAUGGUUUUCAGGAUAUAUACCCGUUAUUGGGGAAUACAUUAUGCAAUUAUGCAUGCAUGCUAUCUGUUAUAGUUUGGGACACUUAUUUUGCCUAUUUAAAUCAAUUGUUGACUAUUUGGUCA
Messenger RNA from Cuscuta epithymum, 1512 nucleotides. The record is from the annotation of a GenBank genome assembly. NCBI's taxonomy places the organism in Eukaryota, Viridiplantae, Streptophyta, Magnoliopsida, Solanales, Convolvulaceae.